Symsagittifera roscoffensis is the source of this 2972-nucleotide messenger RNA. RefSeq lists its product as uncharacterized. Gene Ontology annotation, cellular component: nucleus. Gene Ontology annotation, biological process: regulation of transcription by RNA polymerase II; cell development; neuron differentiation. The coding region runs from base 592 to 2394 and encodes 600 amino acids. NCBI's taxonomy places the organism in Eukaryota, Metazoa, Xenacoelomorpha, Acoela, Convolutidae. Gene Ontology annotation, molecular function: RNA polymerase II cis-regulatory region sequence-specific DNA binding; DNA-binding transcription factor activity, RNA polymerase II-specific. The transcript has 5 exons. The record is from RefSeq and is a predicted model, not a curated record.
CGGGUUCGUAAGGAUCUCUUCAAGUCCAUACAUUCCGAAACUGUGAUAAGACUAACUGGCUCUGUGAGGUCGAAACACUCUUUCAAGUUGUGCAAUCUGUUGUCUUUCUCAAUAUUGCGCGCUCUUUAAAAAUUGGCAUCCUCCUUUUUAAUUUCUGAAAUUUAUUCCUACUUCCAAAAAAUCCAAAUUCAGUCGAUAUCUGAAUUCUAGUCGCAACUUCCUCGUUUAAAGUUCGAAUUUUCUUCAAAAUUGCCUAAUAAUUCUUUUUGGAUUACAAAAAUUGAAAAAAUUGGGUUCAGUUCCCUCUUAAAAGUGACUCAGUAUAAAUCUGGAAAGUAUUUUUUACAAAUAGUGAAAAAGUGAUUAUAUAAAGGGAGAAAUAGAAGAGGUAUUUUGUGUAUAAAGCGAGUCUAAAUUUGAAUUUAUCGAAUAAUUUUGCUGCUUUCUAUCUACCAAUCAUUAUAAGCCAGACAGCGCGGCGCCGCUUAAUGAAGACUGUAGUCGCUGUGUGUUUUAAUUUUAUUGGCGAAUUACUUUGAAUAGAAGUAAUUUUACAGUAUCCACGCUCAUAAUUUUAAUUUUUCGCUUCUCAUGGCUAGUUCUCCGAUUAAUAAGUCUCUGUUGGCAAACGGAGCCGCGAAUGAAAACAACAACUUGCUACUGAAAAACAUCAGCCGACCGACAAUCCACGACUUUGCAGCACUCCAAGCAGCACUAUCGGCUUCAACAAGUAACGCAGCAAACUUGGUCAAAAUUCCAACUCGGACCAACCACGCAGUGAACGGAAACUCGGCCUACAAAAGCGACAUUGCACCCGUGUCAAUUCCACCGCCUAUUGCCACUUCCCAACUUCAAAUGACGAAGCACUCUCCUCUGCCUCUGUCGCCGAUUGCUCCCACCAUCACCCCUCUUCCAUUUCCCCCCGGUUCGCACAACCCGGCACACAUAAAUCACGUGGCUAACAUGGCAGCAGCUGCUGCGGCCAGAUCAGCUCUGGGUCAACUCCUCAAGUCGCAUCAGCUGAUGGGAGGAGCGGGAUUCCAUGGGGGGUCUCAGAUUGGACUGGGCGGACCGAGGCCGGGAUCUGGAGGCGAUGGGAUGGGUUCCAUUCCUUCCAGUGGAGUUUCGCCUGGCUCUGGGUGUCAGCUUCAGCUGAGAGGAAACGGGCCUUGCUUCUGCAGCUCCUGUUCAUUGCAAAAGGUGUCUAUGUCGUCUCUUUCACUCCCCCACUCAUCUGGAAGUCUACCAGGAGCACCCCCACCUACCUUCUCAACCCCCACCACCUUCCCCUCUCUAGGACAGAUGGUGGCACCAGGCAUGCUCCCCCUGCCCCUUCUACCCAACCCAGGAAUGCUCCCUCUUGUGGGAGGCGGCGCCGGACUCCUACCCCCGAUGAUGUCAGCAGGACUGUACGGACCAGCCGGGCCUCACUCGCCAUUCUUCGACGGAGGUCUACAUCCGUCUGCGGCCGACUGGGUUGCUCUUGGUCGUCGGAAAAAUGCGACUCGUGAAACGACAGCAGCUCUCAAGUCGUGGCUUCAGGAUCACCUCAAGAACCCUUACCCUACAAAGGGCGAAAAAGUGAUGCUGGCAAUCAUAACCAAAAUGAGCCUCACUCAAGUUUCCACCUGGUUCGCAAAUGCCAGAAGACGUCUGAAAAAGGAAGGGAAAAUGACGUGGACUCCUCGGAACUCGUACGACGACGACGAAGAUGAUGAAAUGGAUGAUGACGAUGACGUCACUGCUCUUGACGACGAUAGCAGGUCAGUGAUAUCAAAGGCGUCUAGGCCAGACGAGAGUUCAACGACAAUUCCGAAGCCACACGAAGUGCUCCGCGUCCAUGUGAACGAAGAUGACGAGGGAUACAAUGAUGAUCUUUUCACACCUAAAGAUUCGUCCACGUGCAAUGCGACACCCAAGCUCCCCCUCUCAACUACCCUGCACGGCAACUCCUCCCCAGGACACCCAUAUCCUGGCACCCUGGUUAAGUGCAAGUUGCCCCUGUCGCCCUUCACAAACCCUAUCGGCACCAACAAACCCACCCUCCUCCCAAACUCAACCCUCGACAAUAUCAACCUCUCCUCUCAUUCCUCACAGUCUGCUUUCGCAACCCACGCGAAUCAAAUCUCAGGACAAAACAACGUCACAACUAUAUUUUCGAACCAUUCGCAACUAUCGACUCCUGUUGAAAAGCCGAGACGCAAAACGACUUCAAAUGGGUCUAAAUUUUGGUCAAUCGUUGAUACAGUGUCAAAGAAUGAACCCGAAACACAGCCGGCUGAGAAAAGUACGAACAGCCCGCUACAUUUAAGCCCGACUUGCGAUGACCCGAGUCCCGAACCGCUGACUAUUUCUGAGACCAACGGUGCCGAACCAAUUGCAGUAUCCGAAUAAAACCUGAAAUUUAAAAAUGAAAGCUGAGCUUUCUGCAGACAGACUGUCGGGAUAAAUCCCCCAACCUUUUCUGAACUAUUUCUCAAUAAAUUUGAUAAACUUUUAUAAAUUGAGCGUGGAAAGCACUAUUUCUUCUAUUAGCUCAAGCCUUUAGUUGUCUUCCUAUCUUUUCUGGAUUUUCUUUCAUAAUUUUUUUUUCAAAAUGGUGAUUUAUUAGUUUUAUUUUACGUUAAUAAUAGUACACAUUUUUAUAACUAGCACCAAAAUUAAAAUUACAAAAAGCACCAAUUUUCUCUGGAGUAAAAAAGCAGAUAUAAUCCUUGGUUGCGCAAUUGGUUGUUAUUGAACUAAGUGUUAUAAUGAUUAUAACAAUUUUUGUUAUAAUAAUUAUAAUUUAUUCUACUGAGACAUGGUUAGUUAGUCUGUUAUUUCGUCUUAACUUCCACUGUUUUGUCUGCACUGAUGUUUGAAGUGUCGUCAAAUGUCUGAUAGUCGUCCAAGUCGUCUCCUUUGGCCGCCCCGUUUUCGUCGUCGUCUGCCCAGAACUCGGAGUCUUGAGACUGUUUGUCGUUUUUGGA